This is a messenger RNA of Eupeodes corollae, 2813 nucleotides long. RefSeq names its product RILP-like protein homolog (gene Rilpl). Lineage: Eukaryota; Metazoa; Arthropoda; Insecta; Diptera; Syrphidae. Gene Ontology annotation, cellular component: cytoplasm; ciliary basal body. Gene Ontology annotation, biological process: cilium assembly. The record is from RefSeq and is a predicted model, not a curated record. The transcript is spliced from 5 exons. The coding region runs from base 356 to 1567 and encodes 403 amino acids.
UAAUUAGUCAUCUGUGAGCUGUCAACAAAUUGUUACUGCGGUGUCGAAGGUUAAUUUUAAACUCUCUUCUCAGGAAUAAAAUAUUAUUAAAAAAUAAAAAUAAAACACUUCCAAAUUCAAUUUAAACAUUCAAAUAACUUAUUCCGUUCAAAUACCACCAGAAUUGCAGAAGUUUUCCAUCGUGACAACCCCCCAAAAGAAAACCUUCGCGCAUCAGGCCACAUAAAAAGCACGCAAAAAACUAUUGUACACAAAAUUAACAAAAAGAAAGAAAAAAAGUCGCUGGUCAAGCUCAAAUAAUUGUUUGAAGAAAAUUUUAGUCAAAAUUAACUCAAUUAGGUGGAAACAAACACUGAUGCCAGGAUUUCAUCUCAAUGAAAUGGGCGAAAUGGUUUUGGACGCAGUUGACGACAUUGGAGUCGUUGAUGUCUAUGAUUUAGCAUCAGAUAUUGGCAAAGAAUAUGAGAAAAUUAUCGAUCAAUUUGGUCCUGAAGCAGUCACAGGGCUGAUGCCAAAAAUAAUUAAUACACUCGAGCUGUUGGAGGCUUUGGCUACGAAAAACGAGCGAGAAAACGCCGCUAUUCAAGAGUUGACUGACAAAAUAUCACAGUUAGAAAGUGAAAAAAAUGAAAAGGCUGAAUUUCGUAAAAGAUUUGAUAAGGAAUUGGAAGUUAUUGAGGAACAGUGGCGCGGUGAGACCAAUGAGCUGGUUGAAUUGGUUAGCACUCUUCAGGAGGAAAACAAGCGCUUAGUUAAACAGACACAAGAUCUGCAGUCGGCGUCUGCACAAUCAUCUGGAUUGGGCGCAAGCUUGACCGAGAGUUUUAUGUCGGUAACUAAUAAUGAGCUAACAACGGCUUUAUCCGACACACAAGUGCUGCAGCGUCUCAAGGAGCAGAUAUACAAGCAGCGUGAUGAGCUAAAAAAGAGGGAUCGAGAAUUGCAGGAAAAAUAUUUGGAUAUUGAAAAUUUAAACAUCCAAAUGGACCGACUUAAGAACUCCGGUCGUGAGACACGUCGUCGUCAUAAACAACUUCAACUUCAAGUUAAAACUCUGUGUGAAGAACGUGCGGAUUUCUUAGCCCAAUUACAAGAUCAACACCGUGACAUUAUGCAACUACGCAAACGUUUGGGAAUUGCCGAAAAAGAAAAUGAAGAUUUGGUCAAAUCGCAAGACGAAAAUGAUCCAAAUCGACCUCGUUACACAACAUUAGAACUAAAAGAAAUAAUGAACGAACGUGAUGAAUUACUCACAGCAAUUGAUAAUCUCAAUGAAGAAUUGAAAAGUUUAAAACCAGAUGAUAGUUUAAUAGAACCUGAAGAUGAAGACGAAGAUGACAAAAAACCGGAUCAAUGUGAAGCACCUCUGGGAUAUGAUGCUCCAGUACAAGGUCCACUUCCUUAUGAACCUGAUGAUGCACCCUGGAAAAAAUCAUCUGAAUCUGGAAUAAGAAAAUUUUUCAGAAAGCUAUUUUAUGAACCUGAUGGUAUGAACCCAAAACGUUCCUUAGCUACGCUGUCAAAAAUGGCUCUAUCAGCUACCCCAACUAAUAAUGCGCGCUUGUAAGCUUACCCAACCCAGGUGACUAUGUUUAAAUACAAACUCAAUUAAACAAAGAAAACCAAUAAUAUGGUUUUGCGCAGUACAUUAGGACUUGAUAGAUCCUUUCUUCCCUAUAACUAAAUUAUAUAUUAAACUCUACCAAUUAGUAUUACAUUUUUAUUUAUUUAUUAUUUUAAACCACCCGAAGAACCAAACAAAGCACUUAUUUCUAAAAAUUAUUAAUGUUUUUAUUUAUUUUAUAUUCUAUUCUAUUCUACACAUACAAAUCUAAUGUUAAAGUAAAGAAAAAAGAAAGCAAAAGAAACAAAUUUAAAAAUACAAACAAUUACAAAAGAAAUACAAAAAACAAAAAACAAAACACACGCAUACACAUUUUAACUUAUCGUAUUGUAUUAACAUCUAGUCUGAGAGUGUUUAAAGCUCAAAUUUUUUGAUAGAAAUUUCUUAGAAUGAACAAAAUGAAAAUAGAAUUAAAAAAGAAAUAGAAAAAGAAACAAUUUUAGGUCGUUGCAGUUAAAAAUAAAAUAAAACCAAAUCAUUUUGAAUACAUUAGUAGGUUAGUUAUAGACGAAAUGGAAUGGAAAUAAAGUAUUUAUAUACAAUAAUAUUUUAAUUGACAAAAAUAUAAUUAUUUUACUUUUUUAUGCUUUUAUUUGAGAAACAUAACGUAUUUACAUACAAACAAACACGAUCCCGAUAUCAGGACGAUAUAUUUUGUAUUGAUCGAAUUAUUUUCGUGGAGUCAAUAUAUUUAAAAAACAUUAUUCGACCAUUUUUUUAAAAGCAAUUUAUAUUAAUAAUUAUUUAUGAAAGCCCUUGUAACUUUUACCUUAAUGCCUUGUUUCAAUCUUAAAUUGUGAACCUCAAUUUUUAUUAAUUUGAUUGGGUAAUUUUAGCAUUAUACUUUCGAUUCACUUAAAGCCUUUAACUCUUUCAGUCACGAUUGUAUACUAAGAAUAUUUUGUCAUUUCUGUUUUACUUUUAUAAUAAAAAUCGACUAAAAUAUAGCAGAAAAUAUUUUAAAAAAAACCGGAUUACUAAAGUUUUCGAGAAAUGAGGUGGUUAGCAACCCUAACCACAAUGACUAUUGACGAAGAGAAAACUAUGAUGGAUUGUUAAUACUUUUUAUUAUUAAUUAAUAUUUCUUUCACGAAAUUAAAUUAUAAACUUAUAACUACUUGGUAUGAAAAUCUGCAAAACAGGUUUUUCCUUUGCGAAUGCAAAGGGGAACUUUGCACGUAUUGCACUG